Epinephelus moara (kelp grouper) is the source of this 2118-nucleotide messenger RNA. RefSeq names its product cyclin B3 (gene ccnb3). The coding region runs from base 211 to 1488 and encodes 425 amino acids. NCBI's taxonomy places the organism in Eukaryota, Metazoa, Chordata, Actinopteri, Perciformes, Serranidae. Gene Ontology annotation, biological process: regulation of cyclin-dependent protein serine/threonine kinase activity; mitotic cell cycle phase transition. The record is from RefSeq and is a predicted model, not a curated record. The transcript is spliced from 12 exons. Gene Ontology annotation, molecular function: cyclin-dependent protein serine/threonine kinase regulator activity. Gene Ontology annotation, cellular component: centrosome; nucleus; cytoplasm.
UUGGAUCCGCACUGCUACACCACUUUGUUUGAGCUCUCGUCAACGAAGCAACACAGCAAACUGAGACUAUUUACGAUUAUUGACGAAGCUACAACCGACGUUUCUUGUUCCAGAACCGAGCGACUGAAUAUUACGAGCAGGAAUUAUAAAACACGCAGAUCAAAGUGCAGCCGCAGCAGAUAUUGUGUGCCCAGGAUAAAGGAGCCAGCCAUGCCUGUGACGAGGGGGAAGAAGCCCACAGCUGGGAGCAAGAUACCCAAACUUACUGCAACAAAGACUGAGAACCAGGAUGAAGGCCCACAGGUGAAGAGGUCCUCCUCACCUCCCCAUGGAGCCCCGAAGAAGAGGCCUGCUUUUAUCGACAUCACCAAUGCUCAUAAGGUUCAGAUCUGCCUUCCAGGGAGAAAGAAGGAAGCAGCGAAGAAGCAGGUGAAGACAACAAGCGCCCUCUCAGUGUCUGCGAAUAAUCAGGCCAACCUGAUUAAGUCCUCAUCUGUGAGCUCAGAGGAUACACUCCCUGAGAAACAAAAGACUGAUGCAGAGGAGAAUGAAGAGGAGGUGCAGAAGAAUGUGGCACCUCCAGUGGAGGAGGUGGUGGCUGCUACGCCCCCUGCUGCCCGUGAAGUGCCAGCACACCUCCGGAAACAAGAAAUCCCAAAGGAGUUUGACAUCGACUCUGAGAACUCUGAGGACUGUUCUAUGUGUCCCGAGUAUGCAAAGGACAUCUUCGACUACCUCAAACAGAGAGAGGAGAAGUUUGUCCUCUCUAACUACAUGCCCAAACAGCCCAGCCUCAACCCAGAGAUGAGAGCAAUCCUGAUUGACUGGCUGGUGGAAGUGCAGGAGAACUUUGAGCUGUACCACGAGACCCUGUAUCUGGCAGUAAAGAUGGCGGACCACUUCCUCUCCAAGACUCCGAUCCACAGGGAGAUGCUGCAGCUCGUCGGCUCCACUGCAAUGCUCAUAGCCUCCAAAUUUGAGGAGCGCAGUCCGCCCUGUGUCGACGACUUUCUUUACAUUUGUGACGAUGCCUAUAAGAGGGAGGAGCUCAUCUCCAUGGAGGCCAACAUCCUACAGGCGCUGUCCUUCGACAUCAACAUCCCCAUUCCCUAUCGGUUCCUCAGACGCUUUGCCAAGUGUGUGAGCGCGGGAAUGGACACGCUAACUCUGGCCCGGUACUACUGCGAGAUGAGUCUCAUGGAGAUGGAGUUUGUGCCCGAGAGGGGGUCACUGCUCGCCUCAGCCUGCCUGCUGUUGGCGCUGGUCACCAAGGACAUCGGAGGAUGGAGUCCCAUCCUGCAGUUUCACUCAGGCUAUCAGACGUCAGAUUUGGCGCCCGUUGUCCGAAAGCUCUACGAGAUGCUUUUAGCUCCUCCUGACGACAAACUGAAAGCCAUCAGAAACAAAUACUCACACAAGGUGUUUUUCGAAGUUGCAAACCUGCCAUUGGUCAACACUGACAUUUUGGAAAAAGCUUUAUCUCAGUGAGAUGUCGCUUCCUUCAAAAUAAAAUCUUGCCAGUUUGAAUUGAGUGAAAAUAUUUGAAGAAAUUCCCUCAAACCUGUAAAUAAUUUGUUAAUAUGUUUAAUAUUUAUACAUGUAGUCCAGUCUGUCUUAUAUAUUAUUGGAGAUAAAUCUUUAAUUCCACUUCCUGACGGAGAAGAGUUUUAAUGUGGGCAUUUGUUCUUAAGAAGUUUUGUAUUAUGUUGAGGUUGUUAAUAAGGACUUUUAAGUGGUACAUUUUAGAAACCAGUUGUUUUGGUAUUCUUUAAGCUACAAAAAAAAAAAAUCUAAAUUCAUUAGUAAUUAGUAAGCCCCGUCUGUGUUGAUAGUUUCAAAAGUAGGUUUUAAGAUAAUGGUGAGCUGGAGAAGGAGAUAAAUGCUUACUUUACUGAUGAAUUUUGCACCAGCCCACGUGUUUUAUAGGUUUUCAUACAGUGUUAAAGUUAGCAGAAAUGCAUGUGUGUAUUUUCAUACGUUGUACAGCGUUCUAUCAUGUUAAUAUCACGAUGCUAAUUAUUUGUAUAAAAGACGACCGGAUGAUGCUGUGCUAUUUUUAAAUGGCUGUCAUGCGUACUCUUAAAAUAAAGAUGUGUUUUUUUUAUGUGUUUGAUAAAA